CUAAAAAAUAACCUCUCUUCAUUUUUCCUGUUUCUUUUUUGACACCCUUCUCUCUCUCACACAUACACAGAGUGAAAGACUCACAUAGGCACGCGCACACAAGUACGGACACAUAGAGAGCAUUGGGUUGUGAUUCCACUGCAGACUUUCAUAGGCAUAUUAAUGGCUUUAUUCAAUUGAGCCAACCAAAUUUUCGUUGGACUAAUCUGGUUCAUGAUCGUGGACUGCUGGUCUUUAGGGCAUGAAGACAAUCUUCGUUGUUGCUGACAGGUGCAGGUUAUUGAUUGUUCUGAUUUAUACAAUGUUAUAAGGCGCUUCGGUAUGGAUUUGAUCAUUUCCUUUCAAGGUUAAAAGGGGGAGCUUUUGCAGCUAAGCAGAUGUUUUAAUGAAUUACCAGACAGGAAAGUUAAAAAUAUGGAUAGACUGGAUUUAAGAUUCAAUCACUCCGGAUCUGUGCAAUCAGAUGAGUCAGCCCUGGAUUUGGAGAGAAAUUAUUUCAACAACCUUCCUUUGUCAAGUCCACCACCACUACAAGCCUUUGCAUCAGGUUGUCAGGUUGCUGAGAGCAAUGCUGCCUACUUCUCAUGGCCGUGCCGCUUGGAUGCUGCUGAGGACCGGGCCAAUUACUUUGGUAAUCUUCAGAAGGGAGUUUUACCUGAAACCCUGGGGCGACUUCCCACGGGACAGCAAGCUACAACAUUGCUUGAAGUUAUGACCAUAAGGGCAUUCCAUAGCAAAAACUUGCGCCGAUUUAGUCUUGGUACAGCAAUCGGAUUUCGUAUCCGGCGAGGUGCUUUGACAGAUAUACCAGCUAUUCUUGUCUUUGUUGCCAGAAAGGUUCAUAUGCAAUGGCUCAGUCUUUCCCAAUGUCUACCGGCUUUUCUUGAGGGACCAGGUGGUGUAUGGUGUGAUGUUGAUGUUGUGGAAUUUUCAUACUUUGGGGCACCGGCAGCAACUCCGAAGGAACAGCUAUAUACUGAACUUGUUGAUGGUUUACGGGGAAGUGAUCCAUGCAUUGGUUCUGGUUCCCAGGUUGCUAGUCAGGAAACAUAUGGAACCUUGGGCGCAAUCGUUAAAAGUCGUACAGGAAGCAGGCAGGUUGGUUUCCUUACCAAUCGUCAUGUAGCAGUUGACUUGGAUUAUCCCAGCCAGAAAAUGUUUCAUCCUCUGCCACCGAGCCUUGGGCCAGGGGUGUAUUUAGGUGCUGUGGAGAGAGCUACAUCCUUCAUAACGGAUGAUCUUUGGUAUGGCAUAUUUGCUGGCACAAACCCAGAAACAUUUGUUCGAGCUGAUGGAGCAUUUAUUCCAUUUGCAGAAGAUUUUGACAUGUCGAAUGUAAGGACGUCCGUGAAAGGAAUAGGAGACAUAGGUGAUGUCAAUAAAAUUGAUUUACAGUCUCCUGUUGGUAGUGUCAUUGGUAGGCAAGUGGUGAAAGUUGGAAGGAGCUCCGGUCUAACCACUGGAAACAUUAUGGCGUAUGCCCUGGAGUAUAAUGAUGAAAAAGGAAUUUGUUUCUUUACAGAUUUUCUGGUUGUUGGUGAGAACCAACAGACUUUUGAUCUUGAAGGUGACAGUGGUAGCCUUAUUCUCUUGACUAGCCCAGACGGGGAGAAGCCACAGCCUAUUGGAAUAAUUUGGGGUGGAACUGCCAAUCGAGGUCGUUUAAAAUUGAAAGUUGGCCAACCUCCUGAGAAUUGGACUAGUGGAGUUGACUUGGGGCGUCUCCUUGAUCUUCUUGAACUUGAUCUCAUUACAUCCAAUGAGAGUCUGAAAGUUGCAUUGCAAGAGCAAAUAAAUGCAUCAGCUGGGGGUAUUGGUUCUGCUGUUGGAGAGUCGUCACCAGCAGAGCGGAUUCAAUUGAAAGAUAAAGCUGAGGAGAACUUUGAACCAAUCAAUUUAAACGUCCGACAAGAUCCCAUUGAUGACGAGUCCGAUGAAGGAAUAGUUCCACCCCUUGAGCGUAAGCACUUUCACAUCCACGAUGGAAAUAAAGCAACUCCCUGCAUUGAGCAUCAAUUUAUCCCAAGUGUCUCUGGGAUUCAACAUGGAAAUAGGGAAUUGAAAAGACUCUCGGUGAGGGGAGGAUCGGAUGAAGAUAUCUAUGUCUCUUUGCAGUUAGGGGAGCAACGCGAACCAAAGAGAAGAAAACAAUGAUGAGUCUCAGAUUGCCAUGAGCUUAAAAAAAAAGUGAACCGCCUCGUUAUAUUUGCCUCAGUCAUGCAUUGAAAUGUGAAGACUUGGGAAGAUUUUGAGCUCCUAAGAGAAACUUAAGCCUUCCACCAGUAUGAGUAUUAUUAUUAUUAUUAUUAUUAUUAUUAUUAUUAUUAUUAUUCUUUUUUCACUUUUAAUUCAUGGAAGCUACAUGUAGAGGUUAGAUAUAUAUUAAGUUGUACAAUAUGUAAGAAAUGUGUUUAGAAGAGAACUGUAUCUAUUCAUAUCGGGUUGUAUCAUUUCUGUGAAGCUGUCAUACAAAAUCUAUGAAGUGGAGGAAGCCCCCAGAAACUGUUACUCAAGGAAGAUCAGACAAUGUGCAACUUUCCAGGAAAGUAUAAUAAUACAAAAUAAUAUUGAGUAACUGCAUGUAUUAAGCAGAAACUGUAUAUGAACCUCAGCUUCUACAUUCAACAAAAUUUGGCAUUUUGUAUUAGAAGGCCACGAGGAGCUUCAUUUGGUUUGGAUGUAUACACAGCAAUUAUUUUGAUUA
Capsicum annuum is the source of this 2704-nucleotide messenger RNA. RefSeq names its product protein NARROW LEAF 1. Lineage: Eukaryota; Viridiplantae; Streptophyta; Magnoliopsida; Solanales; Solanaceae. The record is from RefSeq and is a predicted model, not a curated record. The transcript has 7 exons. Bases 415 to 2154 code for a protein of 579 amino acids.